GGGAUUCAGAUGGCACUUGACCCUCUGGGCGCCGUCGUCCUGCAGAACAUCAUGGCGCUGAGUGGUCGACUGGCCUUGGCUGCGCUCAGACUGUGGGGCCCGGGAGUGUCACAGGCAGGAGAAGGCCCAUAUCCCUCUCCGUGGGAACUUCCAGCAGCUUCGGAUGUGGAAGCAACAGCCAGAAGAAGCUUUCUCUGCAGGACGUAGCUGAGCUGAUCCGCACCAGAGCGUGCAGGAGGGUGGUGGUCAUGGUGGGGGCGGGCAUCAGCACACCCAGUGGCAUCCCCGACUUCAGAUCCCCAGGGAGUGGCCUCUACAACAACCUUCAGCAGUAUGACAUCCCCUACCCCGAGGCCAUCUUUGAACUUGGCUUCUUCUUUCACAACCCCAAGCCCUUCUUCCUGUUGGCCAAGGAGCUGUACCCUGGGCACUACAGGCCCAACGUCACCCACUACUUCUUGCGGCUGCUGCACGACAAGGACCUGCUGCUGCGGCUGUAUACACAGAACAUCGAUGGGCUUGAGAGAGCGUCUGGUAUCCCUGCCUCAAAGCUGGUUGAAGCUCACGGGUCCUUUGCAACAGCUACGUGCACGGUCUGUCGAAGAUCUUUCCCAGGGGAGGACUUGUGGGCUGAUGUCAUGGCUGACAAGGUGCCCCGCUGCCCCGUGUGCACUGGCGUUGUGAAACCUGACAUUGUAUUCUUCGGGGAGCCACUGCCUGCAAAGUUUUUGUUACAUGUGGCUGAUUUCGCUAUGGCAGAUCUGCUACUCAUUCUUGGGACCUCCCUGGAGGUGGAGCCUUUUGCCAGCUUGUCCGAGGCAGUACAGAAGUCAGUGCCCCGACUGCUCAUCAACCGAGACUUGGUGGGGCCCUUUGCUCUGAGUUCUCGCAGCAAGGAUGUGGCCCAGCUAGGGGACGUAGUUCAUGGUGUGGAAAGGCUGGUGGACCUCCUGGGCUGGACACAAGAGCUGCAGGAUCUCAUCCAGCGGGAAACUGGCAAGCUGGAUGGACAAGACAGAUAAGACUAUGGCCUCUUCACCUGCGGGAAAGUCACACAGGAGGCCAUCCAUUUCCGCGGAGACCUCAUGCCUGAAAACAGCUCCGGGGGGUUUCCACACCUGGGCCAAACCACUUGUGACCUGGGUAGCAUCUUCUGAGGCUACCUUUGGGAAGGCUGACCAGGGAUGCUCACCCAGGGGCCAUGCCAUCACAAUGCAAAGGAGCUCCAUGUGUGCUGGCCAGCUCAUCACUGCUGAAGCUUGUUGUGCCCAACACUGCUUUCCGGCAGCGGCCCUUAGCGUCAUCAGGAGGUUGGCA
Messenger RNA from Acomys russatus (golden spiny mouse), 1317 nucleotides. It is a transcript of the gene Sirt3, whose product is annotated as sirtuin 3. NCBI's taxonomy places the organism in Eukaryota, Metazoa, Chordata, Mammalia, Rodentia, Muridae. Bases 249 to 1022 code for a protein of 257 amino acids. The record is from RefSeq and is a predicted model, not a curated record. Gene Ontology annotation, molecular function: NAD+ binding; histone deacetylase activity, NAD-dependent. The transcript is spliced from 7 exons.